This is a messenger RNA of Colossoma macropomum (tambaqui), 655 nucleotides long. It is a transcript of the gene lsm8, whose product is annotated as LSM8 homolog, U6 small nuclear RNA associated. Gene Ontology annotation, biological process: mRNA splicing, via spliceosome. Lineage: Eukaryota; Metazoa; Chordata; Actinopteri; Characiformes; Serrasalmidae. The coding region runs from base 114 to 404 and encodes 96 amino acids. The transcript is spliced from 4 exons. Gene Ontology annotation, molecular function: RNA binding. Gene Ontology annotation, cellular component: U4/U6 x U5 tri-snRNP complex; precatalytic spliceosome; U6 snRNP. The record is from RefSeq and is a predicted model, not a curated record.
UCCACAACUGCUCGAUGAUCCAUUAGUGGGGUCUCUUCAUCGUCCGCUCCUGAAGCGUUGGCGCUGUGUGAGAGAGAGAUACAAGCCGCGGAGAGUUAGAAGCGACGCCGGAGAUGUCUACCGCCCUCGAGAGCUACAUCAACCGGACUGUGGCCAUCAUUACAUCGGAUGGACGAAUGAUUGUGGGAACGUUAAAGGGAUUUGACCAGACAAUCAACCUCAUCCUUGAUGAAAGCCACGAGCGUGUAUUCAGCUCCUCCCAGGGAGUGGAGCAGGUCGUGCUGGGACUGUACAUUGUUAGAGGAGAUAAUGUAGCUGUGAUUGGUGAAAUCGAUGAGGAAACAGACUCCGCUCUGGACCUUGGCAACAUACGGGCAGAACCACUUAACUCUGUGGUGCACUAACUUUCCCCCAGGCACACAAGUAGAGUGUGCAAAGGAAAAGACUCUUUCCAUUGAGGUUAACCAAGAAAUGUAUCCAAAGUGGGCCCUCCUUCAUCUCGACUGAACACCAUACCCAUGGAUCACCUGGUGGAGCAGAAGCGUUUUCGUUUUGCUUUUGCUUUUUUUUUUUCUUUUUUAAUCUGUAGAGAAUAGAUUUAAUGCUUAGCUUUUUUAUGUGUCUGGAAAUAGAGAAAAUAAAGUGUGAAAGCCUU